GUGGAAAUUUUCCCGCGUGAGUGAGUUGCCGCCCCUGACAAGUUUGCCUGUUUCGUCAGAUGUGAUUGCGCUGUGGAAGAUGGAGGCAGCCGGUGACCAACAGAUCAGUGAAGAAAUGCUUCAGAGCAUUCAAUCAGCUGUUGGGUCCUCCACUGGUGUGAUUGGUCAAGUACAGGUCAUAGAGACUGAAAAUGGACCAAUGACAGUUAUCUUUAUGGAGGAGGGGGCAGAGUCCUCCGAUUUCUCCACACAAACUGCUCAGCAAAUGGGCCUUAUGUCUGGAGACGACAAUGUGCAGUACCAGUUCAUUCAGGACGGAGAGAACUACACAACUCAGGUGUACGAGGCUGGUCAGGAGAGCGUCUUGACUACAUCCACAGAUUCCUUGCUGACGGGGAUGGAUGUUACACAGCAGCAAAUUACAGAUCAAACGCAGUUCGCUGUGUCGGAUACUGACACAUACUACAUUACAGAAACUGGAGAGAUAGUGAAAAUUGAAGGUUCUCUGCUGGACUAUGGUGAGGGGCAGCAGGGCUUUAUCCAGUCAAAUCAGGCAUUUGAAACGCAGACCAUUAUGUCAGAUGAUGCAUCUCUGGUCACUCGAAUUCCCACUGUGGUCUCUGAGUCGACUGUUGUAACUUCUCAAACAACAAUCCCAGAUUCAUCCAUCAUUUCAGGUGUGUUUGAAGACCAGACAGUUCUGCCUGACACUCAGACUGUUUUGCCAGAUACAACAGUUCACACAGGAGCACAGGAUAACUUUGAAUUCACAGCAGUCAAAGUUCCUGCAGUACAAAUUCAGACUGCCAGUACUUUUACAUCGACAGGCGGCAAAUCACUUCUGUCUACAGGCAUCAAGCAACCGCCCAUUGCAUUUACCAAUACUGUUGUUCAAAAUCCAACUGGAGCAACAAGGACAGUCCAGGUGCAGAGACCCGGCCAGCAGUCGACAUCCUAUCCAAAACAAAGUCCGAUUCAAAGUGGGGGGGCCUUCACAAGCUACAUUAAUCCUACCCAUUUGACUCAGAAAAUUAAAACACAACCAAUUACCUACCAAAUUCAUAGCAAGCCAAUUAAAAAUACUGUCACUGUAAAACCGAAGGAAGUCACAAUUCAAACUGCAUACAAACCAACAACAUACCAACAAUCAGUUCAACCGUCGAGUGUACAGACUAUCAUUUCAAGCCCAGUUAUUACGUCAAACAAAAGUGUCAAUACCCAGACAAAAUAUUCAGCAAAGGUGUCGACAACAUUGCAGCCUGCCGUGAUUAAGAAAAUAGCUGUUCCCCCAAGUCAGCAAAUUGGAACUCCAGCAAUUAACAGACUUGUGAAAGUUCCAGCUAAGCAGAACAAGUUAAACCAGAUCUCUGUUACUCAGCAGCGUGACAGAGAAGUCAAACAUGCGUCUGAUAUGCUCUCAAAUGUCAUCCAUGCUGUGGACUUUAACCUGCCUGGUGCAAAGUCCAUACCUGCUGCCUCACCCAUAUUGAAGCCAAGUGUUGUCACUAAAGCCACUACAAGUAUGGCUAGUGUUCCAUUUGCCACUUCGGCUGUAAGAAAUACUGGACCAGUCACCACAUCAGUGUCAGACCUGGACAUGUUGUCUAUGGUUACUCAGGCUUUAAAUUCGGGGUCGCUAGAUCAGCUGACUGGAUCCCUGGACAUUACAAACAUGGCAAGAACCGCUGUUCAGCAAACUGUAACUUCCCACCUGGAGACACCAUUGUUGAAUCAUAUGGAGAAAGAUACUGCAAGUAUGGCUGAUACUUCCACAAUGGAUAUGGAUGAUUUGGAUUCCUCACUGGCAAUGGAUACCCACCAAGAUGUUCCCAGCCCUACUGCCAUAUCCACCACAUUUAAGCAUACAGAACAGACAGUGUCUGGAGCACGUGCCAAUGGUGCAGACGUGGAGCCCCCAGCACUUCCUGACAGCACGGGAUCUGAGCAGGCCAGCCCUAGUAAGACUGAUGUCAAUGACAAGGUUACAGCUAGUGAGACAGCCAGUGCCAUCAAGCCUGUCACUGCAAGUUCUACAGUGGAGAAACCCAAGAUGAAGAGUAUCGAUGUUCCUGACUCAGAUGUUACCAUUGAGCUGUAUGCAGAUGGUACCCUGGUGACUAAGGACCGUGCCGGAACCAAUUAUUCAAAGGUAAGACUGGAGGAUCUGGGUCUAGAUCAGGCAAUGCUGGCUGGAAAUACAGACAUAGAGCUGCUCAUUGUGCAGGGGGAUGGGAAAGAAGUGCGAGCCACAAUCAAUACAAACAUACUGAACAACAAGGACACAGGGGCUUCUGAGAAGGCAAAAGUUGUUUCAGACUAUAAAAUUCCUAAAGAGUCGCUUACUGGAAAUGAGCUUAGGCCAUACAAGUGUUCCAUGUGUCCAAGAACUUUUAAAUAUUAUAAGACAUUCAGAUGUCAUGAACUUGUUCAUACAAAAGCUGAAACAUACACGUGCCACCUUUGUAAACGUGUUUUCGCCAGGGAAACAAACCUGGCAUCACAUUUAGAGUUGCAUCAGAAAAAAGCAGCCAUGGGUAUUCACUCUGUGAAAGACAAAAUAAAUAGAGAACGUAGAGCAAAAGAGCUAUUAGCAAAAAGUGUGCCGAAAAGAGAAUGGAAUUGCACUGAGUGUGACAGUGUGUUUACAGAGAAAAGUCUUCUUAAAGAACAUGUUAGUAAAGAGCACAAGUCUGAAUUUGAGAAGCUGUGUGAGUUUUGUGACAGAAAGUUUCACAGUGAAUACUCGCUGCAUAAGCACUUAAUGUUGCACAAUGGACCAUUUGCAUGCACACAUUGUGAGAACAAGUAUGAGGACAGAGAACUGUUCAUGAAACACAUGGAAGCUGAUCAUUUGGACAAGAUUUUCAAGUGCACAAUAUGCCCUAUUCCAAAAAUUAUAUUAACACGUCAAUUCCUCGAGUACCAUUUGGACAAUAGGCAUGAAGGGGAAUCUGAAGAAACCUUAAAGCCCAUGAUGGACCUUCUGUAUGUUGCUGAAUGUGAAAUUUGCGGAUUGAAAUUCAUGAAAAAAUCUGCUCAUAAGGAGCACAUGGAUAUGAUUCAUAUGGAAGACAGACCUGAACCGUGUCUUUUCUGCGAGCAGAGUUUUAUGAAAAAGACCCAAUUGCAAUCACAUGUUAAAAGGGUCCAUAACAAUUUGGGUCUCCUGGAAUGUAAGAAAUGUGGCCUCAACAUUUUGGGGAAAGAUUUUGCCAAUCAUCAAAGAAUCAUGCAUGAGGGUCCUUACUACUGUGAACAUUGCAAGAAAACCUUUGAUAUGAGAAAUGACCUAGAGAAGCAUCAGUUUGAUGAACACGAUGGUGGUUUCAGCUGCAAGAAAUGUGACGUGAAGUUCACUUACUCGCAUCUCUUGAAAAGUCAUCUUGCAAACCACGCACCUGGUUCCCAAACAUUCCUUUGUGAAGACUGUGGUGAGGCUUUUGAGAUAAAACCUCAGUACAAGUCUCAUCUUGUUUCUGCCCAUUUUAAGGGGAACCAAACAGAAAUGUUGAAAAUCCAUCCUGAAAUGAAAAAUGUUCAAAAUGCUCUCACCUGUUACAUUUGUGGCAAUUUCAACUUUGAAUUUAAACCUGUUUUUGUGAAGCACAUAAGAGACCAGCAUUUUGGAGGGGACAUUGAGCAAGCAUACAGGACAUUUCCAUGGCUGAAGCAAAAUUUUCCCCCACCAGGUGAAGCUCCAACUUGUGACACAUGUAACAAGCAAUUUCAAAAUGCAGGAGGUUUGAAAGCGCACAUGAGAUCUCAUAUGCCGUCCAAGUCUGCUAAAAGAAAAAAAGAUGGACACAGACUGACUCAGAUCUCACUGAGUUAGACA
Dreissena polymorpha is the source of this 3835-nucleotide messenger RNA. Its product is annotated as zinc finger protein 711-like. NCBI's taxonomy places the organism in Eukaryota, Metazoa, Mollusca, Bivalvia, Myida, Dreissenidae. The coding region runs from base 80 to 3832 and encodes 1250 amino acids. The transcript is spliced from 6 exons. The record is from RefSeq and is a predicted model, not a curated record.